Messenger RNA from Macrosiphum euphorbiae (potato aphid), 771 nucleotides. The record is from the annotation of a GenBank genome assembly. NCBI's taxonomy places the organism in Eukaryota, Metazoa, Arthropoda, Insecta, Hemiptera, Aphididae.
AUGACGUUUUCUGUCGUUGUAUUUAAAAAUGAAAAUGUUGUUGAGGCUGUUCCUAGUAAUUGGCUAUCAAAAGAUGGCAUUAAGUGUGCGUGGCCAAAAUCAAAUUUCAACCCCCAAAAACGGAUUGAAAAAAUGAUGCAUCCAAAUACAUAUGAAUACAACUGGUAUAGUGUCCGGGUUUUGGCAACAGAUAUUAUAAGUUUAAAAGAAGCUAAAAUGAAAGCUACUAAAGCAACUUAUACAUCUGACUUGUCAUCAUCAAACGAAGGAAAAGAAACCAGGAAGGACAGAUUCAAAAAACAAUUUGAUGAUGAAAAUUGUUUAAAGAAUUCUAUUCAAAGGACUAAAAAAGACAAAAUAUUAGAGGCCGUCCCACAGACAGCACUAAGUCCUCCCAAGUUUAUAGAGGGAUCUGAUGUUACAGAUAUUGAUGAUUCGGAUGCCGACAUGACAUAUACUCCUCAAAAACUAAACGGCAAAAGAAAAUCGCCAGUUAAAUUAUUUGAUGAACGGGUGAGGGAAAAGAAUAGUAGAAUAAAUUACAAACCAAAUUUGUUAUGUGGAUCAAUCAAAUCACCUCAAAAAUUAUCUCUUAGUGAAAAUAAUGUGACAAUAAUGAACUCACCCACUGGCAUAUGGAAUAUAACUGAUGAUAAUGAUGGCAAAGACAACAUGACAAUACAUAAUAACAAAUUCAACAACAAACUCGAGAAAAUUCAAAAAGAACUUAACGGUAAAAUUGUAAAAUAUUAUAUAUACUUAGGUACCUAA